Molecule: messenger RNA, 942 nt
Organism: Parnassius mnemosyne (clouded apollo)
Lineage: Eukaryota; Metazoa; Arthropoda; Insecta; Lepidoptera; Papilionidae
Source: the annotation of a GenBank genome assembly
AUGAAAAUACAUACUGGAGAAAAACCUUUUUCAUGUAAUAUCUGUGAAUAUAAAUGUAUUCAAAAAAGUGAUUUGCAAAAUCAUAUGAGAAUACAUACUGGAGAAAAACCUUUUUCGUGUCAUAUCUGUAAACAUCAAUGUAUUCGAAAAAGUCAUUUGCAAUCACAUAUGAAAAUACAUACUGGAGAAAAACCUUUUUCGUGUCAUAUCUGUAAAUAUCAUUGUAUUCGAAAAAGUAAUUUGCAAACACAUAUGAAAAUCCAUACCCGAGAAAAACCUUUUUCAUGUAAUAUCUGUGAAUAUAAAUGUGUUACAAAAAGUCAUUUGCAUUCACAUAUGAAAAUUCAUACUGGAGAAAAACCUUUUUCAUGUAAUAUCUGUGAAUAUAAAUGUAUUAGAAAAGAUGUGUUGCAAAGGCAUAUGAAAAUACAUACUGGAGAAAAUCCUUUUUCAUGUAAUAUCUGUGAAUAUAAAUGUAUUCAAAAAAGUAAUUUGCAAACACAUAUGAAAAUACAUACUGGAGAGAAACCUUUUUCGUGUAAUAUCUGUGAAUAUAAAUGUAUUCAAAAAAGUGAUUUGCAAAAGCAUAUGAAAAUACAUACUGGAGAAAAACCUUUUUCAUGUAAUAUCUGUGAGUAUAAAUGUAUUAGAAAAGAUGUGUUGCAAAGGCAUAUGAAAAUACAUACUGGAGAAAAACCUUUUUCAUGUAAUAUCUGUGAAUAUAAAUGUGUUACAAAAAGUCAUUUGCAAUCACAUAUGAAAAUACAUACUGGAGAAAAGCCUUUUUCGUGUCAUAUCUGUAAAUAUCAAUGUAUUCAAAAAAUUAAUUUGAAAAGGCAUAUGAAAAUACAUACUGGAGAAAAGCCCUUUUCGUGUAAUAUCUGCAAAUAUAAAUGUAUUACAAAAAGUAGUUUAAAAACACAUAUGAAAACACACACUUGA